This is a messenger RNA of Nicotiana tabacum (common tobacco), 1242 nucleotides long. Lineage: Eukaryota; Viridiplantae; Streptophyta; Magnoliopsida; Solanales; Solanaceae. The record is from RefSeq and is a predicted model, not a curated record.
UGAAAUGGCGACCCAUACUCAUGCAACAAAUGUAGACAAGAUCUUUGGUCCAAGGUGUCUUCGUCACAGAACAAAACUAUUACGUAACAAAUAAUCUUCUAUACAAUAAAUGGCUGCAAUUUUUUACAUUUUUAUUUUUCAGAGCACCUUCAUUUUCUCUCAGAAAAAAAAUCACCAUUACUCUAAUUUUCUCAUGUUCUUGAAGUCUAAGAGACCAUGCUAAGAUCCUCUAAUUUAUUUCUCAUCUUCUAUACAAUAGUAUUUUGUUUUACUGCAGGCAAUAUUGAAGCACAAAGUGGUCAGCUUCCUAAAGAUGAAGUGGAAGCUCUUAAAGAAAUAGCUACUCAAUUGGGGAAAAAGGACUGGGAUUUUAAGCAAAACCCCUGUGAUGGGAACUCAAAUUGGAGCACACCGAAAAGGAAUGAUAUGCCUCUGUAUAACAAUACCCUUGUCUGCAAUUGCACUUCCCCGGAUGGUCUUUGCCAUGUACAAAGCAUAUUUCUCAAAGGACAGGAUCUUGCAGGUGUCCUCCCUGCAUCUCUGGCGAAGUUACCGUAUCUGAAGAAAAUUGAUUUCAACCGCAACUUCUUAAGUGGUACAAUUCCCCCUGAAUGGGCGUCUACCAAGUUGGAAUUCAUGGUUAUUUCUACUAAUCGGUUAGCUGGGCCAAUCCCAGAGUACAUAGGAAAUAUGACCUCACUUACGGUUAUGAGUUUGGAAACAAAUUUGUUUAAUGGAUCGUUUCCAGCAGAAGUAGGGAAUCUGGUCAAUUUACAGAAUCUCGUUCUCAGUGCUAAUAAUUUCACAGGAGAGUGGCCAGUGGAACUGAAUAAUCUGACGAAAUUGAUUGAACUUAGGAUGAGCAGUAACAGCUUUGUUGGGAAACUGCCCAAUUUUGAGAGUUAUAAAAAUCUCCAGAUGUUAGAGAUUCAAGGUUCUGGAUUUGAAGGACCAAUUCCACCAAGUGUUUCUAAUUUCACCAGUUUGACUGAACUAAGAAUCAGUGACCUGAAGGGAGGUACUUCAGAAUUUCCACCACUUAGAAACAUGACAGGCAUGACUAAAUUGGUUUUGAGAAGCUGUAAUAUAGACGGGAUGAUUCCUGAUUUUGUAGCUGAUAUGAGCGAAUUACGGUUUUUAGAUCUGAGUUUUAACAAGCUUGAAGGAGGGAUUGCAAAUAUCGAAAGCCUGACUAACUUGGAGGCCACGUAAGUCAGAAUGAUACGAAGAUUCCUAUAACUA